GAAGAACCCGCGGAAAAGGAUUUUCCCCCGGUACAGCGUUGAGGAAUAGCGCGUAUGGAGAAAGUGAGAUUAUCCACGGCCACGGGUGACAAAGCGCCAACACUUUUACACUGAGGAAAAGUUGUAGUUCCCAGCAGAUUCAGGAAUGUUUCUGUCAGAGUCUGAAGAUGAGUUGGAGCACCUUCAGUCGGACUCGUUAGACUCGGAGAGCAGCACUUGCAGUCUGGAGGAGGAGGAGGAGGAGGAGGGAAACUACAUUCCGACAGGUUUGCCCCGAGGAUCACAUCACAGAGACUUCACUGAUGUGGAGAGUUCAGAGAAGGAGGUGGAAAAGACACCAUUGUUAAGAAGAGCAACCAGAAAGCGUUGUUGCUCUUUGUCCAUUUCUCCUGUGUCAUCAUCCCUGAAAUCUCUACCUAAGAAAUGUGAACAGCGUCCACACAGAAAAAAGCUCCAUUAUGCAGCUACACCCCAAAAAAACUCCUGCCCUCAUCCUGGGAGGACAGUUUCCACACCACGUAGGAAGAGUGGAAAGAAAAAGGGGCAAGCAGGAACACAGCUUGGAGCAGAGGAAGAUGAGGAUGAUGGAGGGCGGUGGCACAACAUAGAUGAGGACGAUAUUGUGCCUCCUCAGCCACGGUUCAGACCUGAGAGAGAAGUAGGUCCACAGCUCAACAGGACUGCAAAUUACACACCACUUGAACUGUUCCAGCUUUUCUUUUCCACAACAGUUGUUAAUACAUUGGUGAGAAACACCAAUGCUUAUGGGGAAAAGAAAUAUCAGAGCCAGAGGGAAAGCUGGGUCCAUGUCACAACAGCAGAUAUGUACUCCUUCAUCAGCCUUGUUCUCUAUAUGGGUCUUGUGCCACUCAAAACCCUUAAAGAGUUCUGGAGAGGAUCUAAGCUGUUCAGCCUGCCAUUUCCCGCCUCUGUCAUGCCUUGCAGACGCUUCCUAGCCAUUUCCCGCAGUCUGCACAUGAAUGACCCUGCAGCUGAAGCAACAAAUGACCAGAAGAAGGGGACAGCAGGGUAUGAUAGACUUUGCAAAAUAAAGCCACUGUAUCAGCACAUUUUGGAGGCAUGCCACACUUUUUUUCAUCCUCACCAGCAUAUCUCUAUAGAUGAACGGAUGGUGGCAAGUAAAGCAAAGAUAGGACUCAAACAGUACAUUAAAAACAAACCCACUAAAUGGGGCUUCAAGUUGUUUGUGUUAGCUGACUCAACAUGUGGUUACACUCUUAACUUUUUUGUGUAUGGUGGGAGAGACAGUGAGCCUACAGGAAAAGGGAUAGGAUACGAUGCUGUCAUGAGACUGCUAAACAUUCCCUUUUUAGGAAAAGGAUACAAGCUCUAUGUGGACAACUUUUACACCAGUCCAGCUCUAUUCCGUGACCUUCUUGAGAGAAAAAUCUGGGCAUGUGGAACUGUCCGUUCCACUGUAGCUGGUUAUCCCAAAAGCAAAAGAAAUGACAUGACCAAGAACACAUCAAGGGGAGCUAUCCGGUGGAUCAGAAAUGGGAAGCUGUUGUUUGUCAAGUGGUUAGAUGCACGAGAGGUUUCGAUGUGCUCCACUUUACACAAAGCAUACAGCAAUGACAUGGUGCAGCGCAAAGUGAAAAACAAAGAUGGACAGUGGACAGUGAAGCAGGUAACUAUCCCAGGCUGCAUCAAAGAUUACAAUCGUCACAUGGGUGGCGUCGACUUGUCAGAUGCACUUAUUAGAUACUACAAUGUUCUCCAUAAAACCCAGAAAUGGUACAAAACCCUGUUUUAUCACUUUGUGGACAUAGCCACUGUAAAUGCAUUCAUCCUACACAAAGAAAUGUGCAAAUUGCACAACAUGCCAAUGAUAACACAGAAAAACUUUAGAGAACAACUGAUUUUGUCCCUGGCUGAGAUUGGCUCUACUCCACGCCGGUCUGCUCCACAAAACUUUAUGUUGCCCACCUCUCCUUUUAAAGUACCCUCUUCAGUGGCAUCAGCCUCUGCAUCCAAUGUUCCGCCCACUUUAUCCCGGUCCUGCUGCCGUGUGCCUUUGACUGCUGUGUCUAAAGAAACACCUGGCUCCUUUUCCAAAGUGCCACCUCCUCCUCUGUCCAAUGAGGAGCCCUCUUCUACAGCUUCUGAUGUUCCAGGUUUAGGUCACCUGCCAGCUUAUUUUGUAGAACAAAUGAGUAAUGUGGCCCCUAGGAAGCGGGCUACUGCUGGCAGAAGGUCAUGUGUGGUCUGCAAAAGAAAAUCACCUGUCUACUGCCGUACUUGUCAAAAAACACUUUGUUUUACAACUUCAAGGAACUGCUAUAGUGAGUGGCACAGAAGCAACAGGAUCUGUAUCUAGUCUGUGUGAAGGACCUUUAACGGUUACCUGUUUUGCUUUGUAAACACCUGCGUUUGGUCACAAAUGUCAGAUGUCUUGGUUUGAUGAUGAUGAUUCAAAGUUAGGGCUUUUUUAUUA
Messenger RNA from Solea senegalensis (Senegalese sole), 2455 nucleotides. Its product is annotated as piggyBac transposable element-derived protein 4-like. The transcript has 2 exons. The coding region runs from base 146 to 2338 and encodes 730 amino acids. Lineage: Eukaryota; Metazoa; Chordata; Actinopteri; Pleuronectiformes; Soleidae. The record is from RefSeq and is a predicted model, not a curated record.